CAUGUGGUCGGCCAAGAUGGCGGCGCUCAGGGUGGCGGUGCCGGUGCUGUCGCUGCUGCUCGGGCUGUGCCCGGGACCCGCGGCCGCCGCCGCGCCCCUCGUCAUCUGGCACGGCAUGGGAGACAGCUGCUGCAACCCGCUGAGCAUGGGCUACGUUCAGAAGCUGGUGGAGAAAAAGAUACCGGGGAUUUACGUUCUGUCUCUCAAGAUUGGAAGCAACCUAAUACAGGACAUGGAGAACAGCUUCUUCAUGAACGUGAAUGAUCAGGUGAGGGAGGUUUGCAGCCAGCUCGCCGCCGACCCGCGCCUGAAGGGAGGCUACAACGCCAUGGGCUUCUCCCAGGGAGGCCAAUUCCUGAGGGCCGUGGCCCAGAGGUGCCCUUCUCCUCCCAUGCUCAACCUGAUCUCCGUCGGGGGACAGCACCAAGGCGUGUACGGCUUUCCACGCUGUCCUGGCGAGAGCUCCCACGUCUGUGACUGGAUCCGGAAGACCCUGGAUCUGGGAGCCUACACAAAGGCUGUGCAGGAGCACUUAGUACAAGCAGAGUAUUGGCAUGACCCCCUGAAGGAGGAGGACUACAGGAAAAACAGCAUCUUUUUGGCUGAUAUCAACCAGGAGAGGGGCAUCAACGAGACCUACAAGAAGAACCUGAUGGCUCUGAAGAAGUUUGUGAUGGUGAAAUUCCUCAACGACACCAUGGUGGACCCUCCAGUCUCUGAGUGGUUUGGGUUUUACAAAAGUGGCCAAGCCAAGGAGACCGUCUCGCUGCAGGAGACCUCGCUGUACAAGGAGGAUCGCCUGGGGCUGCAGGAGAUGGACAAAGCAGGGAAGCUGGUGUUCCUGGGGGUGAAAGGGGACCACCUGCACUUCUCAGAAGAGUGGUUUGACACCACUAUCCUCCCCUUCCUCCAGUGAAGCUCCUGUGAGAGCACUGGGAAGGGUUUACUGCUGUAGUUAAUGCUCCUGUGCAGCAGCACUUUGUGUGUCCGAGCCUGCGGGGAUCUGGGGAGGGAGGGGGAAGAGGAGGGGGGUUUAGCUCAGCACUUCCACAGCAGCAGGAAACCAGGAUUUCUU
This is a messenger RNA of Empidonax traillii (willow flycatcher), 1075 nucleotides long. RefSeq names its product palmitoyl-protein thioesterase 1 (gene PPT1). Gene Ontology annotation, cellular component: lysosome. Lineage: Eukaryota; Metazoa; Chordata; Aves; Passeriformes; Tyrannidae. Gene Ontology annotation, molecular function: palmitoyl-(protein) hydrolase activity. The coding region runs from base 2 to 916 and encodes 304 amino acids. Gene Ontology annotation, biological process: protein depalmitoylation; receptor-mediated endocytosis. The transcript is spliced from 9 exons. The record is from RefSeq and is a predicted model, not a curated record.